AUGGAUUUAUUGUCUAAGCUCUUGCUAUCUGGCGGUGCUGAGAAGGUAAAUGCAGUUGGGGGUGCCAUCAGUAUUGAGGCAUCUAUUAAAGAGAGGUUCACUGUCGAGACAUUGGCUGCCUUUAUCAUGAUCUUUGAGGGUGAUUUCUUAGAGGAGUUUGAUGAGAAUGUAAAUGCUUUGCAAGGCUUAGGAUCAUACCCUUAUGCUCCUGAAAAGCUAGAUCUUGACUUGAAAAAUAGACCAACUCCUCUCGCCAAACUAUCCAUGGAGGAGCCGCAUGUGGUUGAAUUAAAAGAGCUACCAUGUCAUUUGAGUAACAUGAUGCCCGAGGACCUGACGGUCCAGCAGAGAAAGAAAUUCUUACAUGAUGUGAACAUAUACUUGUGGGAUGAUCCAUACUUAUUUAGGAUGUUUGUUGAAAAUGUGCACCAGAAGCUGAGUAUUCUUGAGGCCUAUCACUCUUCUCCAGUGAUAGGACAUCAUAGUGGAGCACGAAUAGCUCAAAAGUUACUUCAAUGCAAAUAUUAUUGGGCCACUAUCUAUAGAAAUGCAUAUGAUCUGGAAAAGAGUUGCAACAAGUGCCAAAGGCAUGAUGCUAUAUCAAGGCUCCAAGAGUUUCCUCUAACUCCAAUGUUGGAGGUUGAGCUUUUUGAUGUGUGGGGAAUAGAUUUCAUGGGAUCAUUCAUGAGCUCAUAUGGCAUGAAAUAUAUCCUGGUUGCAGUCGACUACAUCUCCAAAUAG
Molecule: messenger RNA, 741 nt
Organism: Solanum dulcamara
Lineage: Eukaryota; Viridiplantae; Streptophyta; Magnoliopsida; Solanales; Solanaceae
Exons: 3
Coding region: 1-741 (246 amino acids)
Source: RefSeq, a predicted model, not a curated record